AUGCAAGUGGCAAACACAUGUUGGCUCAGGCGUUUCUAUCCAAAGACAUCUGUGCCAGCUGCCCCAGAUGACUAUCCAGUGAACUUUCGUUCUGUAAAGGAUGUGUACCGCUGGCCAAACAUGUUCUUAGAGAAGGCUGCUUCUUGUUUUGGAGUCAAGUGGGUGGCACAGCGGUUACGCCGUUGGAAGUGGGAGCUCUCAACUGCUUUCAGCGGAGUUGGAUGUGCUGAGAGUGCCGCCAUUAGCUUGGCUGCUGCAGCCAAAGCCUUUUUGAAGAAGCACUUGACAUCGAAUGUUCGUGGCACAAAUCAUGUCCAGCUUAGCUUUGCAUGUGAAAUUGAUGGUGCAUGCCAGCGUGUGCUGCGGUCCACAUAUGGGCACUGUGUCUUCUGUGAUAUCACGAAGCUGAACAUGACCAAGAACUCCUCCUUUUGCAUCACACACCAAAAGAUGUGUCCUAUCCAGCACAAGUUGGAUGAUCCCACUCGUCCGGUUUGCGUUGACUUCAGCCUAAUGGGCCAGAGAAAGAAGCAACAUGGGCCAAGCUACGCAACACACAAAGCCUUCUACGAUGCAGUGAGAAAAAGCAACUGGUCCCUGGUUUUCAUAGAAAAUGUGACAGAAUACCAGGAACAGUUGGUGCAACAGGAGUUGGGCAAGCCGUGGUGCAUUCUUUCAUGUCGCUUGGACCCACGGGUCCUAGGCAUGGGAUGUGCAAGAGCAAGGGUCUUUAUGGUUGCUUAUAGAACUGACAAGCUGGUGUGGGAUGCGCCCUUUGGUUUGAAUGAAUUGGUAGAGUGUCUUCGAGGGCGGGUGGUGAUGACAGCAAAAGAUUACUACUACAUGGACCUCCCCAGGGUGAAGCUUUCGGACGCGAAUGAGCGGAACCUGGCAGACUACAAUUCAGAGAGCCGGAAGCUGCAGUUUCCCGACCUCAACCAGUAUGCUAAAAACGGCCGGGGACGAGGAGAGACAGUUGACAACGCUUUGCCAACCCUGACCACGACCAGUGGAAGACUGUUCUCCCAGGCACAUCACCGUUUCUUGCACCCAGAUGAGAUGCUGGCCAGCCACGCGUUGCCUAUCUCAAAGGACCAGGGAAAGGCAUGCAGGGCUCCAACUCUUGAGCUGGAUAAAGUUCCAUAUACUUCCAAAGUCCACAUGGCCGGAAAUGCCAUCAACAUACCAACAAUUGGUAGUGUGAUGUUGGCAGCUGCUCUUGCAUUCCAGCCAGUUCAGAAGCCAUGA
Messenger RNA from Durusdinium trenchii, 1248 nucleotides. NCBI's taxonomy places the organism in Eukaryota, Dinophyceae, Suessiales, Symbiodiniaceae. The record is from the annotation of a GenBank genome assembly.